Mustela lutreola (European mink) is the source of this 1907-nucleotide messenger RNA. Its product is annotated as IQ motif and SEC7 domain-containing protein 2-like. NCBI's taxonomy places the organism in Eukaryota, Metazoa, Chordata, Mammalia, Carnivora, Mustelidae. The record is from RefSeq and is a predicted model, not a curated record. The coding region runs from base 262 to 1284 and encodes 340 amino acids. The transcript is spliced from 5 exons.
CCGCAGCGGGCGGAGCGCCGUGGGCCGCGUCCUCCUGAGCCGUGGCGGUGGCGGCGGCAGCGGUAGCCUCAGCUCCUGCUCCCGGUGCGGCCGGCUCCAGAGCUGUCUCCCGGGCCCCCCCGGGCCCCCGGGCCCUCGAGCCCGGUGCGCGCCCUCGCGUCCCGCCGGCCCCCUCCCCCGGCUGGGCCCGGGGGAGGGUGGCGCCGUGAGCGAGCGGGGACCGGGCUCUCUUGCCCCUUCCCCUGCCCCUGGGCCGCCAGAAUGGAGGCGGGGUCGGGGCCCCCGGGCGGUCCGGGAUCCGAGAGCCCCAACCGGGCGGUGGAGUACCUGCUGGAGCUGAACAACAUCAUCGAGAGCCAGCAGCAGCUGCUGGAGACCCAGCGGCGGCGCAUUGAAGAGCUGGAGGGCCAGCUGGACCAGCUCACCCAGGAGAACCGCGACCUGAGGGAGGAGAGCCAGCUGCACCGCGGGGAGCUGCACCGGGACCCCCACGGCGCGCGGGAUAGCCCCGGCCGCGAGAGCCAGUACCAGAACCUGCGCGAGACCCAGUUUCACCACCGAGAGCUGCGGGAGAGCCAGUUCCACCAGGCGGCUCGGGACGUGGGCUACCCGAACCGGGACGGCGCCUACCAGAACCGGGAGGCGGUGUAUCGGGACAAGGAGCGGGACGCCGCCUACCCGCUUCAGGACACUACCGGCUACCCAGCCCGCGAGCGCGACGUGGCCCAGUGCCACCUGCACCACGAGAACCCAGCCCUGGGUCGCGAACGUGGCGGGCGGGAGACCGGGUCAGCUCACCCGGGCCGCGAGAAGGAAGCCGGCUAUUCGGCGGCGGUGGGCGUGGGGCCCCGGCCACCGCGGGAGCGGGGCCAGAUGAGCCGUGGCGCAUCCAGGAGCUCCAGCCCCGGGGCCGGCGGCGGCCACAGCACCAGUACCAGCACCAGCCCGGCCACAACCCUCCAGAGAAAAUCUGAUGGUGAGAAUUCCAGGACAGUCAGGUCCACAGCGUCUCAUACUCUACACCAGUAUUGCUGUCCUACUCAGGUCCUUGACUCCAUGAAGCUUACCCCCUCAGGCAGGCUGGCAGAGAGCAGACAAGACCAGGUGAAGCCAUAUGGUGGUGGAGCCUUGAAUGCCAACUUGGAGAGUCUGACCUUUUAUCCAGGAAGUGACGGAGAGCCAAGGGAAGAGGAGGAGGAGGAGGAGACUGAGGAAGAGGAAGAGGAAGACGCUCAUCAGUUCUGCUGUCCGGCCUCCGAGUGCAGUAGUCCCUCCUCUCGGUAACUGAGAGGACAAGGGUCAUUUUCUAUGCAGAAGCAAAAGCCUUAACCAGCCCCCUCACCCCCCCCCCCCCCGCUAUCCCCUAUGGGACCCUGUCCCUGCUUCAGGAUGGGCAAGCAUCGUGCCCCUUCCUCCCCCACCUCCUUGGAAUUCCCACACACCCCUACUGCUGUUUCCCCUGGACUCCAGCCCCCGAAUUAUAAAGGCUGGAGCCCUAGGUCUGACUAAAAUAUGGGAGUAGCAGAGCUUGGAGCUUGGAGCUUGGAACCUGGACCCUCCCGCACCCGCACCCCAUUUCCCAGGCACCCUGGAGCCUGCCACUCCUGGAAAGGUCUCCAAAUGACAUCCCAAGGACCUACCUCUGUCCUCUGUGAGCACAAACAGAGAUGCAGGGUGCCUAGGGCUCAGAGGACCAGACGGGGGCGGUACCCAGCCUGCCUAGUUCCCCGUUGCUCGUUCCCUCACUGCGGCCAUUGCUGCCAUCUCCUCCGCCGCUUGAAGGCCUCGUCCCGUGCCCUCUGCCACUCCCAUAGUGCUCUGUAAAUAUGAUCAGGAGAAAAAGGCCUUUCAGAGUGCGUGUGUCGCUGUGUACAAAGGAAUUUCCAUCAAUAAAAGCUGAUCUCUUC